Molecule: messenger RNA, 2863 nt
Organism: Gavialis gangeticus (Gharial)
Lineage: Eukaryota; Metazoa; Chordata; Crocodylia; Gavialidae
Gene: NDRG1
Product: N-myc downstream regulated 1
Exons: 15
Coding region: 45-1223 (392 amino acids)
Biological process (GO): signal transduction
Cellular component (GO): cytoplasm
Source: RefSeq, a predicted model, not a curated record
UUCCUUAAACUUCUUUUGAUCUUUGCAGAUACCGGUUACUGACCAUGUCUGUGGAACUGCAGGAUGCGGACCUUGCAGAGGUAAAGCCUCUGGUAAAGAAAGAGGAGGCAAUCAUUCGCCUCCUUCCAGAGUUUGAUGCUCAGGAGCAAGAUGUUGAAACUGUGCAUGGCUCCGUUCAUGUCACAAUGUGUGGGGUCCCCAAAGGAAACAGGCCCGUCAUCCUGACAUACCACGAUAUUGGACUGAACCACAAAACUUGCUUCACUCCCCUCUUCAACUUCGAGGACAUGCAGGAGAUCACACAACACUUUGCAGUCUGCCAUGUGGAUGCACCUGGGCAGCAGGAUGGAGCAGCACCGUUCCCAGCUGGAUACAUGUAUCCCUCUAUGGAUCAGCUGGCUGAAAUGCUCCCAGGGAUCCUGAAACAGUUUGGGCUGAACAGUGUUAUUGGAAUGGGAACUGGAGCUGGUGCCUACAUCCUAACUAGGUUUGCUCUAAACCAUCCAGAGAUGGUGGAAGGACUUGUUCUCAUUAAUGUAAACCCUUGUGCUGAAGGAUGGAUGGAUUGGGCAGCAACUAAGAUUUCAGGAUGGGCUAACGCCCUGCCAGAUAUGGUCAUCUCGCAUCUUUUUGGAAAGGAAGAGAUUCACAGCAACCCCGACCUGAUUCAUACUUACCGCCAACAUGUUAUCAAUGACAUGAAUCCAACCAAUCUUCAUCUCUUUGUCAACUCUUAUAACAGUCGAAGAGAUUUAGAGAUUGAGCGCCCAGUUCCUGGAGUAAAUGUUGUUACUCUACAAUGCCCUUCUCUUUUGGUGGUUGGUGACAAUUCCCCAGCAGUUGAUGCCGUGGUUGAAUGCAAUGCUAAAUUGGAUCCAACGAAGACCACACUCCUGAAGAUGGCGGAUUGCGGUGGCUUUCCUCAGGUUUCCCAGCCUGCAAAGCUUGCAGAAGCUUUCAAAUAUUUUGUCCAAGGAAUGGGCUAUAUGCCUUCAGCCAGCAUGACCAGACUGAUGAGAUCCCGUACAGCAUCUGGCUCCAGCGUGACCUCUUUGGAAGGGCAGAGGAGCAGAUCCCAUACUGGGGAGGGAACAAGAAGCAGAUCUCACACUGGCGAGGGCACCAGGAACCGUUCUCACACAGACACGCGCAUUGAGCUCACUCCUAACUCUGCAAACAAUGCUGAACAAUCCAGCCCCAAGUCCAUGGAAGUCUCCUGUUAAAUACAGUUUUUAAAAGAAAAAAUAUCUGGUUGUAGUCGGAAAAGUUAAACUUCAAUGGCUGCCCACUGUGCAUUGCAAAACGUAACUGGCAUUAAUCUCAGGCUGUUCUGUGAGAUGAACUGUUUUAGAGUUUGAUGGGGACCAAAGAAAGUAAGCAUCUCAAUUGCUAGAUCUUUAUUUUAAUUGAUGGUUGCUGCUAUUGUGCCCUCCUCCAACUGAUGCCAAAUUCUAAAGGAUAUUUGCCAAAAAUUCACAUGGCUGUAAACAUGGUAAAUUCCCAUUUCACCAAAUCUCCUUUCCAAACAAAUAUUGGAAGCAGAUGUGCUCCUGCUUUCUAUGUCUCAUUUACUCUGAAUAAACUGACCCAGUUUGUGGCACAGGUUUGUUUUUGUUUUUUAAUAUCAAUGAGAAAAUCAAUGCAUUAUGGGUGGCUUAGUUACAGCCUCAUGUUGAAGCUGGAGUUAACACAUUGUACAUAGUUUAAUUUCCAAUCACUGAAUAACUCAACUGCAUUGUGCAUUUUAUAGGCCUUCUAAUUCAUUAGUACUCCAAGCCCAUCUUUUUCCUAAGUACAACUAUAUGCUACAACAAUAGGCAACUUAAUGUGACUUCAAGGGAAGCUAAAUCUUUCUAAGUUUUUUGUAUUUCACUUUUUACUUUGAGAUUUAGUUCCACUCUUUUUCCCCCUUUUAGUACCUAAAAACCUGCUUAACAAGGUUUAAUUUUUGUAAGUGAAGUAGCACUUCCUUUUUGGUGGGAUCUUGGAUGAUGUGGCAGAGGGUUGGCUUGCUUAUAGUACCUGGAGCAACUGCACAUGGGCAAUGAAUAGUUGUUGGAAGCAGCUUGAUUACCACUUCAUGUGAGGUUUUUUUCGUUUGUUUUUAAUCUUUGCAGCUUGAGGGGGUUUUUGUCUAGCAGAAGUGUAAUAAUUCUGUGAACAAAGCCAGUUCCAGCUGUUCUAGAUCCAGAACGAUGAACAACUGUGGGAUGGCUUGUAAUUACUGUACAUUCCACAGCCACUAAUUACUAGAGGGUUUUUUUUAAUUUCUGAUUAGAACUUACUGGUGCUCAAAAGUACAGUCCACAACGUGGUGGAAGGGGCAACACUGUAACUGAGAAAUCUAGUGGUUAAUAACUGUAAAUCUAGUGAUGUGCUGAUUUCUGUAUCUCUUAACGUAACCUACUGAUAGCUCUCAGGUUAUGUUCUUUUGAAAGUUGGUGGGUUUGGUACCUAUCAACUGCCCACUGUUUUUUUUUCCUAGGUGUUGGAUGUUCUUCAGUCUAUCUUUUUUCCUUCCAUUCGUGUAUUUGAACAGGUUUUCACUUGCUUUGGUAUGCAUUUGCUACAUCACAAUUAUUACAUAGACAUGAAAAUUCAGAUACUGAGCAAUUAAAUAGCAAGUGGUAAUACUUUUAAUACACUCAAGUAUUUUGGGUUGCUCUCCAUGUUCAGAAGAAUGCAGUUUAGGUUACUUCACAUCUAACUAACACUUGUGCAGAAUUUCCAUAAUGGCUUGUUAGGAGGAACAGGCAAAUUUUUAAAGAGAGAAUAAAGCUACUGUGUAAAGUCUAUCCAGAAAAGUUUCUUAAUGAAGUAUUUGUAUUUAUUUAAAAAAAAAAAUAAAUUUGUAACUUUGCAA